This is a messenger RNA of Bemisia tabaci, 1771 nucleotides long. RefSeq lists its product as uncharacterized. Gene Ontology annotation, molecular function: DNA binding. The record is from RefSeq and is a predicted model, not a curated record. Gene Ontology annotation, biological process: negative regulation of DNA-templated transcription. Lineage: Eukaryota; Metazoa; Arthropoda; Insecta; Hemiptera; Aleyrodidae.
UCUUGUUAGUCUCAGAACGCUGAUUUCGCCUCCUCACGCGUUGAAGAUUGGUUUGAGUUUGAGUGAAAAUCUUGUGAUUUUUUUAAGUAUGUGAAGUGUGGAAAUCUCCAUGUUUAAGACUCAGGGUGCAUAUUAAGUUUGUUUUUUGUAAUGGCCCCGAAAAAAGAACCUGCUAUUGCUAGUGUCAAGUUCCUGCUGGAUGGCAAGUGCACAUUUGUGCCUCUCUCUUACAUUAAGAACUUUAAAUCCGACAGUUUUAAGCCGAACACAAAUUACAAAGUUUUCUGGAGUCCAAAUGAGGAUGAGAAACCAGAAGAUGUUCAGAGAAACCAGGGAAUCAUAUUGGACUUGGAUGAUGAAAUCGAAGCUCGACACCCAAGGCGAGAAACACCCAUUCUGGCUGGCUAUUAUAAUGCCACUGUGCUAAAGAUUGCAGAUUCUAAGGAGGCUUCCGAAUCAUUGAAGACAAAGCGAGUCUCUGUUCCGACGAGGAGGGUUCUCGAGGGGCAACAAAUGAAGAAGGAUAGCAAACGAAAGCCAAAGAAAGACUCCUCAUAUGUCUCUAAGGAAAAAAGAAAGAAAAUUGUUGCUAAAACGGAUUCGCUUAUGGCCACCAAAAUGGAGGAACAGAGGAAAAGGAAAGAGGAAUCUUCAACAUCAUCAUCAGGGUCAGGCUCUGAUGAUGAGCUUAUGACCAGGAAAAAGUUUAAGGAAGAGUUGCAAAAAGUAAUGAUUAUGAAUGAUAGUUUGAAGAGAGAGAAUAAAAGGCUGACUGAGAGAAACAUCGGACUGGAAACCAGAAAUGAAGAAUUAGAAGCUGCGAACCUUCGGUGGCAAGAUAAAUUCUUCAUCACACCAUCAGAGGCAGAACUUCCGUCUAAGCUUCCAUGCCCAAUAAAAAUUAAUCUUGUGUCCAAAGAUUUGUUUUCAGAUAAGACGGUUGAUAAAAAGAAAGAAAUGACUAAGCCGCCAGCAACACAAAAAAGAGCAAGGUGUACACCACAAAAAUCACCUGUGAAAGUGUGUACAAGUCCAAGAAAUGUCAUCUGGUCAGUUAACACCAGCCCCAUCAGCACUGUGCAUCCUAUUCAUAGUACACCAGUAAAGCAUGUGUCUCAACCCUCAUGCGUAGAAACUGCUGCCAAGGCAAAUGUUUUGAAACAAUCUGAAGGAGAAGGAAGGAUAGAAAAAGAAGAAGAACCAAAAGUAGCAGGAAAGGAACGGAAAGAAGAACCGAAAGUAGCAGGAAAGAAACUGAAAGAAGAACAGAAAGAAGUAGGAGAGGAGCAGAGAGAGGAAGAGAAAGAAGCAGGAGAGGAACAGGAAGAAGAAGAGGUUGAAGAAAUUGAUUAUACUCUGACGCCAAGAAAGGAGAAAAUGUCUUAUAAUGGAGUCAGGAAAGGCAAAAAAGGUGAUUCGCUUUUCGCAAAAAAUCUCGCUACCGCCAUUUUUGGUGUGGAUACCCUUGUAAGAAGCAGCGUCACUGGCCAACCGGCCAAAGGUGGCAAGAGAAAGAAUACCACUGAUAAUACGGCAAGACCUGCCCUCUCCAAAGCAGGUCUCAAGAUCUUGGAAGAUGCUUUUGAAAGAAGGAUUAAAAAGGAAACCCCAGGCACAGGGGAUGAUGAAUUGAAGGAAAGAAAAAAAGUAAUCAAAGGAGCGAUAGCUGACCGGAUUAAAUAUCUCCGAGCUGGUGACAGCUAAGUGCACCAUAACUUAAUUCAUUUAUUUUUUUGUCAUUUACCAUUCAUUUAUUUUAUUUAAUUCAUUU